Molecule: messenger RNA, 1008 nt
Organism: Dermatophagoides farinae (American house dust mite)
Lineage: Eukaryota; Metazoa; Arthropoda; Arachnida; Sarcoptiformes; Pyroglyphidae
Source: RefSeq, a predicted model, not a curated record
AUGAAAUUCAUCACUGGAAAUGUUGUUAAACAACAUGUUUGGCAAAUCGAAUUCGAUGCCAUCACCAUACGAAACAAUUAUUAUCUUUCUCAUCUGCAACCAUCGUUGUUCGAUUCAUCCGCCACCAUCAAUUCACUGACACUGGAUUCGAAUCCAAACUUGUUUGCCAACGAUAAAUCGGUGGUCAACGUGUUCACGAUCAUUGCCAAUCUGAUUCAUUUGGAAGCAUUGGCCAUCAACAAUUGGGCCUGCCAUUCAUUUGCGAGCAAUGCGUUGGCUUCAUUGUCGAAACUAGUGCGUCUGGAUCUGCACAACAAUCAACUCAAACAAAUCGACCCGAACACAUUCAGUCGACUUUUUUCGCUUCAAAUACUUGAUCUGAGCCAGAACAUGAUCAACAAUUUGCUGCCAAAUUCGCUCAAUUUAUCGUCAAGCCAACCUUGCUAUGAUUCGUAUCGUCGUCAGGACAUUCACUAUUUCAUUGAUCUCAGUCAUAACAACCUGUCAGUGGAAUCAUUCGCACCAGACACAUUCAAUUUGAGUUGCUCGGCCAAACUACAGUUGACCAACAAUUCCAUUGAAUUGCUCGACGAGAACGUAUUCCGUCCAUUGUUUCGUUAUUACACAAUCAUCCAGCUGUACAAUAACCCAAUAGAAUGUCUACACUGCAAUCAAUCAUGGUUGAUGAAAGGACGUCAUUGUUUGAUCACAACAACAACACGACCACCCGAUAUUACAUGGUCAUUGAUUUUGCAUUAUGCCAAACAAAUGGAUCAUCUUGAAGUUGAACCAAAAAGUUCAUCGUUGUUCGUUGUCAACAAGUAUCUGGACUCGUAUCCAGCCGAUUUUCGCGAACACGAUUCUCAAUUGCUUCGUUGUCAAUCGGAUUUUACUCAAUCACCCAUAAAACGACCAACAGAUCAACGUUACCCGUGUAUUGGUCAUUAUUUUCGCUGCAGCCAUAAUCAUAAUGAUUGUCAUUGUUUACUUGUUGAAUCGUCAAUGUAA